CUUUUCUUUCUUUUCGCCGGCGUUGCUAAUGGCAGUGACUCGUGUGACCGGUAGGAGAUGGAAGACACAAUAUGUAGUCUCUGUGGACAAAGGAAAGGAAGUCAACUAACUGGAACUGGUCAACAAAUUGCAUUUUAUGCCUAUAUGUCCAGUAACAUCCAGAUAAAGACAUUAUCCAAACACAAAAUAUUUGUAUAUGAUCGUGUUGAGACAAACAUUAGAAACGGAUAUAACGCCAAGUCGGGAAAGUUCAUCGCUCCACAAAGUGGGGUCUACGUCAUACACACAACAACAGUUUCAUACGAUAAAUCUGCCAGCGUUAUAGAAAUAGUUCAAAAUGGAGUCGUUAAAGAUAUAGCAUUUGCUGACUCGGGUGAUCAUAAGGACAAGGACACCUCUUCUACAUUAACCAUAUUGAAUUUGAAGAAAGGAGAUGUAGUGAAUACAGGAGUCGGGUCAUAUCAUGGAGGACAAAUUCUAGAGAGCAACACAGUAGCCCGAAUGAGUUUCUCUGGAUUUAAACUCAUGUAA
Saccostrea echinata is the source of this 531-nucleotide messenger RNA. Its product is annotated as complement C1q-like protein 4. The record is from RefSeq and is a predicted model, not a curated record. Gene Ontology annotation, molecular function: protein binding. The transcript has 2 exons. NCBI's taxonomy places the organism in Eukaryota, Metazoa, Mollusca, Bivalvia, Ostreida, Ostreidae. Bases 58 to 531 code for a protein of 157 amino acids.